GAAUUCUAAAUUUAGAAAGUUAAAGGCUAUAUCUAUCCAGUUUGAGUGAGAUUAUUAUUUCAUAGUAGAAGAAACAGCGGCCGAGAUGGAAGACCUCAGUUUAGGAGAGAUAUACACAUCUGAAAAGCGAGGAUCAGAUGAAAGUGGAAAUGGAACAGAAGAAAAUCCUUUCAAAACUGUUAUACAGGCUAUCCGACAUGCAGGAAAGGAACCAUUUCCGAACAUUUUUGUUGAUGCUAAGGAAGCAGGAAAGGUAUGGGAACCAGUUGCAAAAACACAGCUGAAGAAGCAGCAGAAAAUUUCGCAGAAAGAAAAGAACACAGAUCCAGAAAAAGACAAGAAAGAGGCAGAGGAUGCAGAAAAGCGAGAGAGAAAUUUGGAGGAGGCCAAAAAGAUUGUGAUAACUGAAGAUGCCACUCUCCCAGCGGCCAAACAGAUUAAAAUAAGAGAUUCUGUGGCUAAGCGAGAUGUACGUGUGAAGGUUUAUGGCUGGGUGCACAGGAUGAGGAGACAUGGUAAAAACAUGAUGUUCAUUGUUCUGAGAGAUGGUACAGGAUUUUUACAGUGUAUUUUGUCUGAUAAACUGUGUCAUACAUACGACGCCCUGCUGUUAUCUACAGAGGCGGCUAUUUGUGUCUACGGUAAAAUCUCGGUUGUUCCUGAGGGGAAAACUGCCCCUGAUGGACAUGAAUUGAAUGCAGACUUUUGGGAAUUGAUUGGGGCGUCCCCUCCAGGAGGAGUUGAAAAUGUCCUCAAUGAAGAUGCCAAUGUAGAUGUUCAGCUGGACAACCGCCAUAUGGUGGUGAGGGGAGAAAAAAUGUCCAAGGUAAUGAUGAUGAGAUCGGUCGUGAUGCAGUGCUUCAGGGACCACUACUUCAACAGGGGAUACUAUGAGGUGACGCCGCCAACCCUUGUGCAAACACAAGUAGAAGGUGGUUCAACGUUGUUCAAAAUGGAUUAUUUCGGAGAUAUGGCAUAUCUGACUCAAUCCUCACAGCUGUACCUGGAGACGGUAAUACCCUCCAUGGGGGAUGUGUUCUGUAUAGCUCAGUCAUACAGGGCCGAAAAGUCUCACACAAGGAGGCAUCUAACAGAGUACACACAUAUAGAGGGUGAGUGCCCUUUCAUCUCAUUUGACGAUCUGUUGGACCGACUAGAGGAUCUUGUUUGUGAUGUCGUAGAUCGAGUUCUCAAGUCUCCCUAUGGCAAAGUUGUCAUGGAACUCCACCCUGAAUUCAAACCACCGAAGAGGCCAUUUAUGAGAAUGCCUUAUACUGAUGCUAUAGAGUUUCUUCGUGACAACGAUAUCAAGAAAGAUGACGGCACAUACUACGAGUUUGGAGAGGAUAUCCCCGAGGCCCCCGAGAGGAAGAUGACAGAUAUGAUUAACGAACCCAUACUGCUGUGUAAAUUUCCAACAAACAUCAAGUCUUUCUACAUGCAGCCCUGCUCUGAUGACCCCAGACUGACCGAGUCUGUGGACGUGUUGAUGCCCGGUGUCGGAGAAAUUAUUGGAGGGUCCAUGAGGAUGUGGAAACACGAACAGCUGAUGGAAGGGUUCAAGAGAGAGGGGAUUGAUCCCGCCAACUAUUACUGGUAUACAGAUCAGAGGAAGUAUGGCUCCUGCCCUCAUGGAGGGUAUGGCCUGGGACUUGAAAGGUUCCUGUGCUGGCUUCUCAAACGACAUCACAUCAGAGAAGUCGUCCUAUAUCCUAGAUUUACCGAUAGGUGUAGACCGUGAAGGGACCAUGAUAUUAAUGAAGUAACAAAGUGCACAUUAUCUAUCAGUAUACCACGUUGGUAGUGGACGCAGUAUACCACGUUGGUAGUGGACGCAGUAUACCACGUUAGUAGUGGACGCAGUAUACCACGUUGGUAGUGGACGUGUAUUUCCCUGGCUUUUUCUUGCUUUUUCAUGCUUCAUAUGCAGAUAUAUACAUUGAAAUGCUAUAUUAUUAGAACCUUUUACGACAGAAAAAAUACAAUGCUUCACUAAUCUUAUAUGCGUAUAUAUAAUCGAAAAAUUAUAGUACAUAUGCUGUUGUACUUGCUAUGAUAGUACGGAAAUAAUGGAUGUCUAUUAUACAUAAGAAAUGAGUGAAAUGUUACUCUUAGAAGAAAGACUCAUUAGAAGUGAAGCUGGAGAUCUGAUUAAUAGUUCUCAUUAAUUUUCCUGCACAACAUUGAUAAAACAAGAUACUGCAUAUGAUAUUGAGUUUAGUUGUUUGCACAUGUUGAAGUAUGAUUGUGCUUACAUUAUAUUAAUUUAGUGAUAAAUAUAUUUGGUAACCCAUGUUUAACUAGUAAUUUGUGAAAGUUCCCUGUUGACACAGGAGUGAUAAGAAAAAGGUAUUGGAGGAGUAGGAAAUAAUGAUUUACGUUUUACGUUGAUUAAUCUAGUAGUUUGGACCAAACUAAACGGCAGUUUUACCAUUUAAUUAGAAUGUGCCAUAAACUGUUCCCAUCGGAUCUUUUGCAGAUGUCAUCUAACACCUCUCAUUCUGAUACCAUUUAAUUACGGUAGGGUAGGACGAGAAUUUAACAAUGUGAAACAGUUUGUUUUCUAAUGUGUGUCAUAAAAUGGAUAUGUUUAUGAGAAAUUGAAUUGAACUUGUACAAUUUAUCUUUUUAAAUUGUAUAUGGAAGUACUCUUUGAGAUUAAUAAGUAGCUUGUUACUAAUGGUUAUGCACAUGGAAUUACACACCUGCAUUGUAGUAUGAGACUUGAUAUUCCAUAUAGUGAAAUAGGUUUAAAAUGGAUAUACAUCAAAAAACUAUUCUUUAGCAUGAAAGUUGAGGCUCAUUGUUUAACUAACACCAAACAUGAAUUUUUAAGGGGUUAUCCAGUCUUGGUUUCAAAGAUGUGAAACCGACACCAAACGAUUUGUGUUCUCAUUAUUUUCAUGUACACUGCAAAGAUGUAUCCCCCUAUAUGAAAUAAUAUCAGAAAGAUAACUACUCAAGGUUCAGGAAACCUGAUAUCAAAGAUACCACCCCCACCAAUGUCAUAACAUGUUGUCUAUUAAAUCAAGAACUCAGGUAAAUAUAUCCUUUUGUAUGAGGAUUUCUGGAUCAUAAGCUUUAUGAUGAAGUUUAUUGCAUAAAAUUAUUGACUUCAGAAAACAUCUUAAUAACUUGUUGAAUAAAUGUGGACACCAUCACGAACGAACAAUGUGAAAUCAAUUUAUUUCUUUGUAGACUUUAUCCUACAUACCUUUGAGGCAUUUAUGUGUUUAAAGUUGAACGUUCUUCAACUAAAGCCAUGUUUAGAAAAAAAUGAAAAUAUUAUGGCCAACUAAGAAAAAAGAUGUAUUUUGUAUGUAACAUGGACACCAUUCUACACGUUACGCUACGACUGCAGAACUUUUAUUUUACAUUACCUUAAAACUUAUUACUUCAAUAAAUGUCUUUAAGUAUAUACCUUUACGUUUUAUUAAUCAUGCAUUUACUAAGUGAAAAUUAUUAUAGUUAUUAAACAGUUUUAAACAUGUUUUACUGGUAUAACUUGUUCCUUAUUCGUGUAUACUUGCUUCUAUGCUUCGUUAAUUGAAACUACAUGUCAGAAUAAUUUGGACACGACUUAAGAAGUUAACACAUGUUGUAUUCACUUGUAUACCAGAAAUAUGAUGUCUGCUUAAAAAUAAAAUCAGCUUGUUGAUGAG
Pecten maximus is the source of this 3662-nucleotide messenger RNA. RefSeq names its product asparagine--tRNA ligase, cytoplasmic-like. Bases 86 to 1741 code for a protein of 551 amino acids. NCBI's taxonomy places the organism in Eukaryota, Metazoa, Mollusca, Bivalvia, Pectinida, Pectinidae. Gene Ontology annotation, cellular component: cytoplasm. Gene Ontology annotation, molecular function: asparagine-tRNA ligase activity; ATP binding; nucleic acid binding. The transcript is spliced from 18 exons. The record is from RefSeq and is a predicted model, not a curated record. Gene Ontology annotation, biological process: asparaginyl-tRNA aminoacylation.